Molecule: messenger RNA, 1349 nt
Organism: Nerophis lumbriciformis (worm pipefish)
Lineage: Eukaryota; Metazoa; Chordata; Actinopteri; Syngnathiformes; Syngnathidae
Biological process (GO): regulation of transcription by RNA polymerase II
Molecular function (GO): RNA polymerase II cis-regulatory region sequence-specific DNA binding; DNA-binding transcription factor activity, RNA polymerase II-specific
Source: RefSeq, a predicted model, not a curated record
CGUCCAGCAGCUGAUCGGUAAUCCAGAAGAAGUUUCCCCUCAGUUAGGGGGGAGCUCCACUUUGAAGCAGGAGACUCCACAACCACCCUGCAUUAAAAAGGAAGAGGAGGAACUCUGCAUCACUCAGGAGGGAGAGUGUCUUCUAGGACGAGAGGAAGCUGAUUACACCAAGUUUCCACUGAAUGUUAUCUUUGUGAAGACUGAAGAUGAUGAAGAGAAACCACAAGUUGACAACCUCUUAGCUCCACUAUCAGAUAGUGAGGCUGAAGACGAGGUUGAAGAAUCUUUGAGCAGCGAUACAGACUGUGAAGGUGAUAUGAGGACUCACACUGACAACAAACACUCUGAGUGCUCUUCAAAGAAGAGAAGUAAAACAUGUUUGAGCUGCUCGGUUUGUGCUAAAAGUUUUACUAGCAAGAGCCUUUUGACUCGACACAUGAGAACACACACAGGUGAAAAACCAUUCAAUUGUUCAGUUUGUGGCAAAAGCUUUCCUCUAAAUUUUCGUUUGACUGAACACAUGAGAAUACACACAGGAGAAAAAACAUUUAACUGUUCGAUUUGUGGUAAAAACUAUUAUUUUAAGAGCCGUUUGACUCGACACAUGAGAACACACACAGGUGAAAAACCAUUCAGUUGUUCAGUUUGUGGCAAAAGCUUUUCUCGAAAUUGUGAUUUGACUGAACACAUGAGAACACACACAGGUGAAAAACCAUUUAGUUGUUCAGUUUGUGGAAAAAGCUUUUCUCGAAAUAUCAAUUUGACUCACCACAUGAGAACACACACAGGUGAAAAAACAUUUACUUGUUCAGUUUGUGGCAAAAGCUUUUCUCGAAAUAUCAAUUUGACUCACCACAUGAGAACACACACAGGUGAAAAACCAUUUAGUUGUUCAGUUUGUGGCAAAAGCUUUUCACGAAGUAAUAAUUUAACUUACCACAUGAGAACACACACAGGUGAAAAAGCUUUUAAGUGUUCAGUUUGUGGCAAAAGCUUUUCUGUUAAGAGCAAUUUGACUCAACACAUGAGAACACACUCUGGAGAAAAAUCAUUUAGUUGUUCAGUUUGCGGUAAAAGCUUUUCUGUUAAGAGCAGUUUGAUUGAACACAUGAGAACACACACAGGUGAAAAACCAUAUAAGUGUUCACUUUGUGGCAAAAACUUUUCUGUUAAGAGCAAAUUGACUCAACACAUGAGAACACACACUGGAGAAAAACCAUUUAGUUGUUCAGUGUGCUGUAAAAGGUUCCCACAUAAUGCAGAUGCAGUAAAACACAUGAGAACACACAAGGGAAAAUAAUCAAUUAGCUGUUUAGUUUGUGGUAUGUUGCUCAUAUGUGGCGACAUCC